This is a messenger RNA of Brassica oleracea var. oleracea, 3384 nucleotides long. RefSeq lists its product as uncharacterized. Gene Ontology annotation, molecular function: nucleic acid binding. Bases 1 to 3384 code for a protein of 1127 amino acids. Gene Ontology annotation, biological process: DNA integration. The transcript has 4 exons. NCBI's taxonomy places the organism in Eukaryota, Viridiplantae, Streptophyta, Magnoliopsida, Brassicales, Brassicaceae. The record is from RefSeq and is a predicted model, not a curated record.
AUGGAGAAGGCAGAUUCUUUGGGUGAGCUUAUCCGAAAAUUAGAAAGUCAAGUAGCUGAAAUUGCGACUGCCAUUAAAAGAGAAACAAGACGUCUUCCCGGGAGAACUGAUUUAAACCCUAGAUGUCAAGUCAGUGCCGUAAUGUUGCGUAGCGGAAAACGUCUCGCGACAAACACGAAGAAAAACACCGAAAUUGGGAGUUCUGCCAAUGCUGAUGAAACAGGCGAGAGCAAUUCUCAGCCUAUACUUCUUGAUGACCCUGACCCAAAAACUUCUCCCGAAAACGGGAAGUCUACCGCUGAAAAAAAUAUGGAAAAGACCAUAGACUUAGAAGUAGAAGACGAUUCGUAUAUUGAGGCUGAAAUCGAUCGACACUAUGGUAACCACGUCGAUCGACCGGUGAAACCUGUCGUCGAUCAACUUUCAGAUAACCCUAGACAUUCCACUCAACCCGAACCAACGAUUGAAAGAGUCUAUAGAACCCUACCCCCUUAUCCUCCUAAAACGCAGACUAAGAAAUCAUUAGAAUAUGCGAUCUGCAAGAAAGCAUUGGAUAGAAUUACUAUGGAGAUGUCCCUUAGUGAUGCUAUGAAAAUAGCACCUUCGAUAAAGAAGUGUGUGAAGGGUAUGACUUCUCCAAAUUAUCCAACUGCGGAACAAAGCGUGAUGAUGGUGUCAGAGGAAGUAAGUGCCAUGAUUCGAGGAGAAACUCCAACUAAGAGGCCUGAUCCUGGUAGUUUUGUCCUAGAUUGCAAUAUACAGAACACACGUUUUCCUCGAUCACUAUGUGAUCUUGGAUCUAGCGUGAAUCUUAUGCCUUACUCUGUCGCAGUAACCUUGGGAUAUAACGAGUUUAUGCCAACUCCGAUAACUUUGGUUCUAGCUGAUCGGUCUAUCAGGGUACCUGAAGGGAUUCUCGAAGACGUUCCCGUAAAAAUUAAUGAUUGCUUCGUGCCUACGGAUUUUGUUGUGUUAAAAUACAGACAAGAACCAAACUACCACCUCAUUCGGGGUCGGUCAUUCCUAGCUACAGCUGGAGCGAUCAUUGAUGUGAAAGAAGGACGAAUAAAUUUGAACAUCGGGGACAUUUCGAUGACCUUUGAUAUGGACAGGCUAAUCAAGCAACCUUUGAUAGAUGAGCAAGCCUUCUAUGUGGAAGAAGUUUCUGAGGUAGAUAAGGAAUCUUUCAUAGACAUGUGCUCAGACGACCCCUUAGAAAAUGCUCUUACCAAUAUGGAAAAGGAAAUCUUCAGCAUAGAUAAUGGGACAGACGAUUACGUGCGACUGAUGGAUGCAAGUAUCGAGGUCGUGAACAUCGAAGAAGAUGAUGACUCAGACAUUAUCUUCGAUCGAUACCUCAGACAGGCCGUCGAUCGACAACCAUCUUCAUUAUCUAAUUGGUCUAAAGACAAAGCACCAAAGGUUGAAUUAAAACCCCUCCCCAGUGGUCUUAAAUAUGCAUUUCUUUAUGACCAAUCCUACCCUGUUAUUGUCAACGCCAAUCUCACUAGUGGAGAACUUGUGUUAUUAUUAAAUAAACUACGCAAGCACAGGAAAGCAAUCGAGUAUUCUCUCGAUGAUAUUCCUGGUACUUCUCCUGAUCUUUGCAUGCACCGUAUUCAUUUGGAAGACGACGCUAAAACGUCGAUAGAACAGCAAAGGAGAUUAAAUCCAAAUCUAAAGGAAGUAGGAGGUAUUACAGCAGUGAAGAACGAAAAUGAUGAACUCAUCCCGACGCGUACCAUCACUGAACAUCAGAUGUGUAUCGACUAUAGGAAAUUAAAUGCCGCUACUAGGAAAAAUCACUUUCCCCUGCCCUUUAUUGAUCAACUGCUGGAACGUUUAGCCAAUCACCAGUAUUACUGUUUUCUUGAUGGAUAUUCCGGAUUUUUUCAAAUAUCCAUACAUCCGAAUGAUCAAGAAAAGACAACCUUUACAUGCCCCUAUGGAACAUUUGCGUAUCGCAGAAUGCCAUUUGGCCUUUGUAAUGCCCCCACCACUUUCCAACGUUGCAUGAUGUCAAUUUUUACAGACAUGAUCGAGGACUUUAUGGAAGUCUUUAUGGAUGACUUUUCAGUCUACGGAUCAAAUUUUAAGAGUUGCCUCGAUAAUUUAUGCAAGGUAUUGGAAAGAUGCGAAGAAAAGAACCUUGUCAUAAAUUGGGAAAAAUUCCUUUUUAUGGUUAACGAUGGCAUCGUAUUAGGACAUAAGGUUUCCUCCGCUGGUAUAGAAGUAGACAGAGCCAAAAUCAAGGUGAUGACCGGUCUACCAGCACCCAAAAAUGUAAAAGACGUGCAAAGUUUUCUCGGACACACCGGCUUUUAUAGGAGGUUUAUACAAGACUUUAGCAAAAUUGCUAGACCUUUAAAUAACCUCUUGUGCAAGGAAGUAAAGUUCGAUUUUACACCAGAAUGCAUGAAAGCUUUCGAAGAUUUAAAAAAAUCCCUUAUAACUGCCCCCGUCGUUCAUGCCCCCAUCGUUCAUGCCCCCGACUGGAAUCUCCCUUUCAAGAUCAUGUGCGAUGCGAGUGAUUUUACGAUAGGAGCAGUUUUGGGCCAAAGAAAAGAUAAAAAGCUGCAUGUCAUCUACUACGCCAGUCGUACGUUUGAUGAAGCGCAACGGAAUUAUGCAACAACAGAAAAAGAACUACUCGCCGUAGUUUAUGCAUUUGAAAAUUUCCGUCAAUAUCUAAUUGGCACACAUGUGAUAGUUCACACUGACCAUGCUGCCAUUAAAUAUUUGAUGCAAAAGAAAGAUACAAAACCUCGACUCAUACGCUGGAUUUUACUACUCCAAGAGUUUGAUAUUGAAAUUAAAGAUAAACGAGGAGUAGAUAAUGGAGUCGCUGACCAUCUUUCUCGGAUCAGAAUAGAGGAUAACGUCCCUAUAGACGACUUCUUCCCAACAGAGAACGUUGCACAAAUAGACACAUCUUUUGUAGGAAAAAUCAGCAAAAGACACGAAAUGGAACAGAAGUUCAUUCUGGAAGUCGAAGUCUUUUAUUGCUGGGGGAUAGAUUUCAUGGGUCCUUUCUCAUCCUCAUACGGAAACAAGUAUAUACUAGUCGCUGUAGACUACAUAUCCAAAUGGGUUGAAGCAGUAGCUUCCCCAACCAACAACGCAUCUGUAGUUACUAAGCUUUUCAAGAGCAUAAUCAUUCCGCGGUUUGGAGUUCCUAGAAUAGUCAUUAGUGACGGUGGAACCCAUUUCACCAAUAAGGUCUUUGAUGGAUUGCUUAAAAAGAACGAUGUUCAGCAUAGAGUAGCUACGCCCUACCACCCACAAACCAGUGGACAGGACCGCCUAGAAGACACCGUUGGGAACAACACCAUUCCACCUCCUUUAUGGCAAAUCCUGUCAUUUACCAGUCGAACUAGAGCAUAA